Messenger RNA from Dovyalis caffra, 351 nucleotides. Lineage: Eukaryota; Viridiplantae; Streptophyta; Magnoliopsida; Malpighiales; Salicaceae. The record is from the annotation of a GenBank genome assembly.
AUGCUUCAUCAGAAUCCGGUUGUCUCCGAUUUAAUGGCCAUCGGUUUAUCUGCUACUAUCGCUCUCUCUGUCCUUCAUUUCUUUGAAGAAACUGCUAAACAACAUGUCUUCGACCAGAUGGGUUUUUCUUGUUUCUCUUUGGUUCUCAAUUUCAGGGGAAAGGACUCGAAGGCAAAAGACGCUGGAGCAAAGGGAAAGGGUAAGGAAAAGAAGGCAGGGGGAAGUGAUGAAAAUGGUUCUAAGGGAAAAGAAAAAUCUGGAAAGGCUUCAGAUGGGCUCGGCACUUGCACUUAUGAUCCUCCAGCUGAGUUUGCUAAGGUGAACUUACAUAGAGUUGCUCUAGCAGGAUAA